AUGUUUGACGACUUCGUUCAGAGCUCGUCUUCGCAGCACAACAGCCCCUUUGCGCCACGGAGCGGCAGUCGAAGCAACGUUUACGCCGAUGGUCACUCUGCAAACGGGCACCACACCACAUUAUCGCGCUUCGAGUCCUCGAUCAACGAUGGUUUCGAGAACGACCACUAUGGCAGCCGCGGCGUCGAUGGCGACGACGGUGCUCACGAUGAUUUCGGGUCCUCCCUCCUCGAUCCCAUCGCCGCACUCGAGACUGGCUUCAUCUCUUCGGAUGCGGGACCAUCGUCGCAUUCCGAGCCCAUCUUUCAGCUAGGCAGAGUCCAGUAUGCCUUUUCGGCGCCCCUGGCCCUCAUGACAGUCUCCUCCAACAUCCUCACGAUGUGUCUGUACGCAUAUCCAAUCCCAUCCCAAGGUGCCAACCCGUUCCCAACCGCUCCGCCUAAACUUGUCCGCAUCAACCUUGAUGAUCCAGAACGGACGCAAGAGGCCGACGUUCCUAUCCCUCCCACUCCACGCUCUGCACGCAACGCACCACCACCAGAUCCAAGCACUGCAGGUCCCUAUAAAAUGUUUGCUGAUCCCUCGGGACUUCAUCUCUUGCUCACCAUGCGCAACGGCGACAACUACUACUGGGCCAGUGGCUGGAGGAAAGCUCGUCUCUUGCCCAAACUCAAAGGUCACAUCAUUGAGAGCGUAGCAUGGAACAAGGACGCGAGCUCAUCUCACUCCACUGGUUCAGGUGCUUCGGCAGCGGCAGCGCGCAGACGUGUUGCCAAUACCAACCCUGGUCUCUCGUCUACUCGUCAGAUUCUCGUCGGUACGCGGUCCGGAGACAUUUAUGAAGCUGUCAUUACCGCACCGAUAGGCAGUGACCCGGACGAUGGUGACAUCUUCGACAAGAUUGCUCGACGAACAGCUGGCAAUGGAGCAGAACGGGGCGACGUUGACCGUGUAGUAAGACACAUGGCCACGUUGCCGGAGCGGCAACCAGUGACUGGUCUCGCCGCCGAGUUCUUCCCUCGUACGAGCCAUGCCUCGGCGUCGUCCUCGAACCCGUCCACGUUGCCUUCAACAUCGACCUCAAGCGAGCUACGUCGAGCUGUCGUCAUCGCCACAACGAGCACACGUAUCUACGAAUACGUUGGCAUCCUUACAAAACCACGCUCAGACGAUCCUGAUACUCAGUCUCUUUACGACAAGCUCUUCCUUCCCUACCGCGGCGACUCUUCCCCUAACCUCAAAUCUGAGCUGCCGGGUGACCUGCCCUAUUCAGAAUUGCACACAUGGACGCCGAACUCAUCCAAACACGUUUCGGCCCUUGCCUGGCUCACCGGUCCUGGUAUCUACCACGGCACCCUCUCCUACCCGCCUGACGCAACAGCAGGCGACAGUGUCAUUGAAACUGCCAACCUCCUGCCGUACCCAGCCAUCGCCAUCGAAGACGAAAACAGCGCCACCCCAACGAAACGUCGUAGUCGACUCAGCACGGCAUCCAAUGGUGACCAUAACACAUUCGGUCACGGCGGAGCUCCGAUCACAGAGAUCCCACUCAGCAUUGCAUUGACCGAGUUCCAUUUCGUCUUGCUUUACCAGGAUCGUGUCAUGGCCAUCAGCUCGCUCGACGAUCAAGUCAUCUUUGAGGAGGCGCUUCCACUGAAACCCAACGAGCGCGUUAUUGGCACAGCCGUCGACGUCGCCAAGGGCACUUACUGGAUUUACACUGAUGCGAGCAUCUUUGAACUUGUCCUCCGCGACGAGGAUCGCCAUGUCUGGCGUGUUCACUUGGAUCGAGGCUCGUUCGACACGGCUCUCAAGUACGCCAAGCCAGGCAUUCAGCGAGGAACAGUGCUUUCCUUCCAAGGCGAUCGCUUCUUCACCGAGGGCAAGUAUAUCCAGGCCGCCCAGUGCUAUGCGCAGACGUUCAUGCGCGCGUUUGAAGAAAUUGUCCUGCGCUUCACCGAUGUCGAGCAACGCGAUGCAUUACGCUACUACCUCGUCCUGCGGCUUGAGCGACUCGACAAGACAUACGAUGUAGCGCAGCGCAUCAUGCUCGCAACGUGGCUCGUCGAGAUCUACCUCAGCAAGAUCAAUCAGCUCGAGGACGUCGCUGCAGCCGAAGCAGCGAGCCAAGACGUCGACAACUACCGCCUCGAGAUAACCAUGAUCACCGAAGAGCUGCAUCAGUUCCUCGCCACGUACCGGUCGCUGCUCGACGCGCAUACCACAUUCGACCUUAUCAAGAAGCAUGGCCGAUCCGACGUCUAUCUUCAUUUUGCCUCCGUCAUCGGCGACCACGACCGCAUCGUGCGCCAUCACAUCCAGGCCAAGCAGUGGACCAAAGCCAUCGAUUCCAUCAACAAGCAGCACUCGCUCGAACUUUACUACAGUUUUGCAUCCGUGCUCAUGCGACAUGCGCCCGCACAGACGGUCGACUGCUGGACACGCCAGCGGAACCUAGAUGCGCGCAAGCUCAUCCCGGCUCUGCUGCAGCACAAGCCGGACCUCGACCUGGGCGAGACCGACCAGGCAGUCAAGUAUCUGAACGGCAUUAUUGCCGGCAAACACGGAAGCAAGGAUACCGCCAUCCACAACUUGCUCCUUACGCUGCUUGCACGCCGGGCGUCGCGCUAUCCGAACCGACAAGAAACUAAGCAAGAGCUGCUACGCUUUAUUGAUGACGCGAAACCGAAUCCGUUGACGGGCCAUCCUUACUUUGAUCUCGACUAUGCGUUGCGCACGUGCCUGUCACAAGGGCAGAUGGAAGCGUGUGUACGCAUCUACGCCAAGAUGGGCUUGUUCGAGUCGGCAGUAGAGCUGGCAAUUCGGGAAGGCGAGAUCGAGCUCGCCUGCAGCUGUGCCGACAUGGCCGAGUCCAUGGACCGCGAUCUGCGGAAGAAGCUCUGGCUCAGGGUGGCCAAGGAAGUGGUGCGUACCGCCGCCGACAUCAAGUCGGCCAUGGCGUUCCUGCGCCGCACUGACUUGAUCGCGAUCGAAGAUGUCUUGCCUUUCUUCCCUGACUUUGCCGUGAUCGACGAUUGCAAAGACGACAUCUGCGAGGCUCUCGAGGGCUACGCCGCACACAUUGAGGAGCUCAAGGACGAGAUGGAUGAAGCGUCGCGUUCGGCAGUGGCAAUCCAGCAGGACAUCGCCAAGCUGAGCGAACGAUUCGUUACGAUCGACCCGGACCAGAAGUGUCACCACUGCAUGCAGAUGCUGGUGCAGCGCCAGUUCUACAUUUUCCCUUGCCGACACGGUUUUCACGCUGACUGCUUGAUUGGUGAAGUGACCAAAACCAUGUCAACGCGCAGUUUGAGGAAGCUGCUCGAGCUGCAGCAGCAGAUUUCGGCGCUAACGAGUGGGCUAGUGCCUGCGCUCCCGAGUUCGGCGCUUGCCAGCGUUGGAUUUCUCAAGGACGGGUCGAAGGCGGUGGUGAACGCCGCUCAGGAAGCAAGCAAGGUGGGGAUGAGCGGUCUGCAGGCGAGCGCCAGGGGGUUGGGCAACGUGUCGGCGGCCGUGGGGCUGGACAAGCUGCGCGAGCUUGUGGUGCCGGAUGCGGUAAUCAGCGCCAUCUCGGCCGGUGUCAGCGUCAGUGUAGCAGGCGGACGCAGAGUGCUCGCGCCGUUGGAUCCGUUCUCGAACCCUACCACCGACUGGGUAGCGGGCUCGCGCACGGCAGCGCACCGACGCGCGGCUGCCGCUUUGGUCGCCUCGUCGGACGCAGAAGUCAAUGGAAACGGUGGCGAUGGGGAUGGAACGAACAAGCUGACAAUUGGCUCAUCGAGGAGUAUAGAGGAUCAAGAGAGGAUCCAGCAGCUGCGCGAUCAGCUCGAUGCGCUCAUCGCUGGAAGCUGCCCCAUGUGCGAUGGCACUGCCAAUGCAAUUGGUAGGCCAUUUAUCUCGGACAAGGAGGCUGCGGACGAGUGGGCGCUGUGA
Sporisorium graminicola is the source of this 3933-nucleotide messenger RNA. RefSeq lists its product as uncharacterized. NCBI's taxonomy places the organism in Eukaryota, Fungi, Basidiomycota, Ustilaginomycetes, Ustilaginales, Ustilaginaceae. Gene Ontology annotation, molecular function: protein-macromolecule adaptor activity. The coding region runs from base 1 to 3933 and encodes 1310 amino acids. The transcript has a single exon. Gene Ontology annotation, cellular component: HOPS complex; endosome. Gene Ontology annotation, biological process: endosome organization; organelle fusion; intracellular protein transport. The record is from RefSeq and is a predicted model, not a curated record.